AUGAAAGGGAUUCUGAAGGGCGAUUCAGAUUCCUCUUCAUCUCCUUUGGUCAGAGUCUUCGCGAUUUCUAGGAAAGUUAUUGUUGUGGAUGGGACGUUCUUGAAGAGCAAAUACAAAGGGGUAUUACUGGUUGCUACUGCAUUAGAUGGAAACUCUAAUUUAUAUCCUAUUGUAUUUGGAGUUGUCGACUCAGAGAAUGACCUUGCGUGGAACUGGUUUAUGAGACAACUUAAUGCGGUCACUGCUGACGAGCAUAGUUUAGCUUUUGUGUCUGAUAGGAAUUCCUCGAUUGCUAAAGCUAUUGCUAACGUGUACCCGCAAGCUCAUCACGGAAUUUGCAUUCACCACUUGCUGAAUAAUGUCGUAACAUAUUUUUGUGGGAAAGGUGUGGCUGGUUUGGUUGCAAAGGCUUUUAAAGCUUAUCGAGCUGCUGAUUUUCGUAAGCUGUUCACUGCUAUUUACUCUAUUAGUCCUGAAAUUGGAAAUUAUCUAAUAGAAGCCGAUGUGAGGAAGUGGGCUCGUUGUCAAUUCCCAGGUUACAGGUAUGAUAUCAACACUACUAACCCUGCGGAGUCGAUAAAUUCUGCUUUGCGUACGCCUAGAGAGUUUCCAGUAAUACCUCUAAUGGACAGCAUUAGGGAAAUGAUGACUCGAUGGUUUUUCCAACGUAGAACUUUAAGUUCUAAGCACUCGAAGCUACUGACCGUUGCUGUGGAGAAGAAGAUAGACAGAAGGAUUGAGAAGGGUAAAAAGUUUAAGGUCUUCCCGAUUAACGAUGACAGGUUUUUGGUUCAAGGUGACACUUUUGACUGCAUGGUUGACUUGGUCAGACGCACGUGUUCUUGUGGGAAGUUUGACCUGAUGAAAAUUCCAUGCAGGCACGCCAUAAAAGCAGGCUUCAGUGUUGGAAUACAAGCACACACACUCACAGACGACAUAUACACUACUGCGUCAUGGCGCACGGCUUAUGAAGAAAGCAUAAAUCCUAUUGGUGUCCCUGAAGAUGCUUGGACUGUUCCAUCUCAUGUGGAGCAGACGAAAGUCCUUCCUCCAGAGUCUAGACGAGCUGCAGGUAGAAGAAAGAAACGCAGAUACGAGACAGCCGAAGAUAAGAUCCGUUCGUCACAAGGAAAUCAAGGCUCUAAAGGUCGCAAAUGUAGCCGAUGUGGGAUUCGAGGGCACGAUAGGAGAACAUGUGAUCGAGCAAUAUAG
Molecule: messenger RNA, 1212 nt
Organism: Brassica rapa (field mustard)
Lineage: Eukaryota; Viridiplantae; Streptophyta; Magnoliopsida; Brassicales; Brassicaceae
Molecular function (GO): zinc ion binding
Source: RefSeq, a predicted model, not a curated record